AUGUGUCGUUGGUUUGCAUAUCUCUCUCCUACAGAACCUUGUCUUCUAGAAGACGUCCUUAUCAGUCCACAGCAUUCCCUCGUCAAGCAGGUCCAUGAGCAUUUCCUCCCAGGCCUCAUACCACAUGACCCUAAGGAUCUCGAAGAUUGUCCCGAUAAUCUUGUGAAGCUACGAAACAGCGCUUACAAUAUCGACGGCUUUGGUGUGGCCUGGUAUACCUCCUCCGCAGCUGACUUUGAGCAAGGUGACACUGGGCAGUCUAGUGAUGGCAUGUUCAAAGAAGGGCUGCGUCCGGCUUUCUACAAGACAGUAACGCCACCAAUCAACGAUCUCAACUUCAGAUCGAUAUGUGCGAACACGGAGACGAGAGUUUGCUUCGCGCAUAUUCGAGCAGCCAGCGGGACGCCCAUCGUUCAGACCAACAACCAUCCAUUCGUUUUUGGCAGACACACCUGCAUGCAUAAUGGCGUGAUCACAGGCUUUCCUGUCAUCCGUAGAGCCAUGUUGAUGAAGAUGUCCGACGCGGCUCAUGCUACUAUGGUCGGAACCACAGACUCGGAACACAUCUUCGCUCUUUACAUAACCUAUCUGACCCAGAACGGCGACAGAUCCAGCUUUGAGAAAACAUACACUGUCCACGAAAUGGCAGCGGCCCUCCACGACGCAGUGGCAACUGUUAUCGGCCUACAGAUCAAGCUACUAGGCACCAAAAUGACUCCGAACAGUCUCAACCUCUGCGUUACCGACGGGAUCAAACUGGUUGCAUAUCGUUUCCGAAACCACAGCACGCAAGAACCGCCUUCGUUGUACUACAGCACAAAAGCAGGCACAACACUCAACCGCAAGUACCCUGACCAUCCUGAUGGUGCUAACAUCCAGGAUGAUGCAAAUAGGAUACCGAGAGACAAGCAUGGAAAACAUCUAAUUGUGGCUAGCGAGCCUACUACCUAUCGUGAGGCUGAUUGGAACUUGAUAGGGAAGAAUCAAUUGCUGAUGGCAGAUGAGCAAGGUGGAGUGAGACUGGCUGAUAUACCGUAUGAUCAGGCUUGGAACGCGGUUGACCCCACAGUUGACUCAUGA
This is a messenger RNA of Lithohypha guttulata, 1080 nucleotides long. RefSeq lists its product as uncharacterized. Bases 1 to 1080 code for a protein of 359 amino acids. Gene Ontology annotation, molecular function: omega peptidase activity. Gene Ontology annotation, biological process: glutathione catabolic process. The transcript has a single exon. The record is from RefSeq and is a predicted model, not a curated record. Gene Ontology annotation, cellular component: cytoplasm; glutathione hydrolase complex. NCBI's taxonomy places the organism in Eukaryota, Fungi, Ascomycota, Eurotiomycetes, Chaetothyriales, Trichomeriaceae.